Molecule: messenger RNA, 3340 nt
Organism: Drosophila serrata
Lineage: Eukaryota; Metazoa; Arthropoda; Insecta; Diptera; Drosophilidae
Gene: Ppi1
Product: Protein phosphatase 1c interacting protein 1
Source: RefSeq, a predicted model, not a curated record
UCCUCGUCAUUCUCUAUUGAAGGUUUAGGUCGAUCGCUUCAGGCUUUCAGGCCCGGUAAAAAUUGUAUAUAUUUUUUGUAUGUGAAUUCUCGUGGAAUAGCUCGUUGGCACAUUUUUUUUUUAUAAAUUAAUUGUGCAACACAAAUUUUUGGUUUCGUGAACGACCCGGUUACUAAAUUUACAACAUGUGCGAAACCGUAGAUCCAAAGACCAAACCGGUGGAGACGCCACGGGAGGAGCUGAUGGAUUGGAACUCCUACUACAAGAACCGUGGCCUGAUCAGCACCCGGAUGGCCGUUAAGAAGUCGGAGUACAUGCACUGCUCCACCUAUGUAGAAAAGCCCGUGGGAGAUAAGAAGGCCAAGUGCCCCUCCUGUUGCUGUUCCUCCUGCCCGGUCAAGGAUCGCGACAACUACGUCCCAAAAUGUCCGGGUCCCGGGCAGAAGGGCAAGCCCAAUAGGGACUAUAUGAACUGCUUUGCCACGAAUAUGGUGGCCCUCAGGCUAGAUAUGCCAGGCUGGGAGUUCGAGUGUCAGGAUAAGCUGCAAGUCAGGGCCAAUGUCUGUAAGGGAGUCAAGUUAGUUCUGGAUGCCAGUCGGAUCAAUGUCAACGGUCUGCCAACGGAGGUCUUGAAGACAUUCCAAAUGGAGCCCGAGUGCCUGGCAAGGCAGCUCAACGAGGGCAUUGCCAUCUCCCUCAUCUACAUGAACAAGGAGAUUGGUCGUGGCUGCUAUGAUGUACCCAGGGCUGUGAUCAACCGCAUGGUCAAUCAGACUGAUGAGAUUGUGCACGAUGCCAACAUAGAGCUCACCUGCUGCGGCUGCACCGUGGGUCUGGUUCACAUCCGUUUCUCCAUGCUGAUGCGCUGCCAGACCCUCAAAGAAGUUGCGGUCGAACGUUCGGCGGGCGGCCAGGAGAGGGGAUGUAAUUCACCAGAGCGAAAGCAGGAUAGGAACGUGAAUCCGCAGGAUCUCUCGUUUAUGGCGGAGGGCAACAGCUCUUCCUCCUCCCUCGAUCCCUGUGCAGGCUUUAUGCCCAGCGAUAUGGAAUCACCGCCUUCAUUUAACAGCCAGGAAGGAGUUAUUUGUGACAGCCCUCCGGAUCCGCAGCCGCAGCUGAUCGACAUGGCGGGGCCCUUUCCCGUCUACUCCUGUCCCACUGUGGACGAUGGCUGCGUGAAUGUGACCAUUGAGCCACCGGCUGGACCCUCUGCCCAAUUCUCGCCAGAGCAGCAACACGUUCUGGGCGAUGGAUCCACGAACCGAUUGGUUCAGAUUCAGUCGACGCCGAAAUUGCGCCAGAUGCACUUUGCCGGCACUCGGUGCUGCAUACUCUGCGGCGAGGAUGUGUCCUGGCUGCCCAAUGUGGCCGCGUGUCCUUAUUGCGGCUACAAGGCCGUGCCAGAGUUCAAGGAGCGUGAAUACGACGAGAAUGCCACCGCUAAGCAGAUCCUGCAGAAUCAUCUCAACAACCCCGUGGAGGAGCUGAGCUUCGACCUCGGUUCGGUGGAAGGGUGUUCCGGCGAUGGAGGUAAGGCCAAAGAUCCCGGAAGCACCUCAGAGGCCUUCGAGGAUGUGGUGCGUGACUUCCUGGCUCUGAAGCGCAGCAUCCGCGAGUCCUCCAAGCCCCAGGUCUGCCCGUCGGUGAGCCAGAAACCAAACAAGGGGGAUAAGCAUCACGGCGAAUCCCGGCCACAGGACCUAGUCAAGGUCUUUGCCGAACUGAAAGAGCUUUUCAAAGUAAAGGACGUCGACGAGGGACAGAAGAUCCAGGAUAUAUGCUCAGAGGCCUGCAAGCUGGCCAAAGGCAAGAAGGGCAAGAGUCGCUUGUCGGUGGCGGGAAACAAGACGAGCAAAACGAGCGCUGCACCCUCUAGUGCCAAGGAUUCCAGCGAGGGGAACAAGAAAAAGAAAGGAAAACGACGAAAAACAAAUAAGAGACACAUAAAGUCCAAAUACUAUAGCAUGUACUCUCCCCAGAACAGGAUCAGAGUCAGGCAGGAUCGGCCACCCUCGGAAGUGAAGGUACCCUCUCACAUGGGCUGGCUGUGGACUGCUCAUCCGUUAGCCACCAUUCCAGGAUGGCGACCCGGAGCCAUUCGACGUUCCAUACGUGAACUGAUGAGCUACUUCCUCAAGGACUAUCCCGUGGACACUAUCCCGAUGUCCAAGUACAUGUCCUAUUACAGCCAUAAAAAGACAAAGUCGCCGCCAGCCGAGAGGUCUGAGGAUCUCGUCCAGGUGCCCACGCUGAACAUCGAGAAGAAGAAUGACGUCUACACUAUUACCCUGCGUCCACUGAAGGAAGCAAAUGCUUUGGCCCGCUCCGCCAAUCCCUACGUGGACAUGAAGCCCGUACAGUUCCGGAUCGUAAAGGAUCCGCUGCUGAAGAAGCAGCGCGAGUUGAAGCGCUGUCUCAAGGGCAUGGGCUUUAGCAAAUGCACCUGCCACAGGCCGGUCAUGCAAUGCUAUUGCCGCAGUUUCGUGGACAAGAACCUUUUGGUCCAACACCUCCAGGAGGAGUGCCAGCGCCGCCACAUGGAGCCCUGCGAGGACGACCUGGUGAUGUCGGAUACAUCGGACAGUGAGUCGGAGUUUGAAUUUGGUGUCACACCACCCGCUGGCCUGAUGCAUCCGGAGCGGCUCAAGAGCAGCCACAUCAAGCACACCGAGACGCAAUACGAUGAAAAGGACUGGGCAUCACCGAGUCUCUUCCCACAUCCACCUCAUCCCGAGGUUCAGUAUGCCAGCUGUGUGAUGGGCGAGCGAAAGGACACCUUUAAUUGGGUUUACGGCAAGGGUGUUAUCCAUGAGGUACCCAAGCCCCCCAAGAUGCGCAACAUCAAGAAGAAAAAAAAGAAGGCAGGCAAGAAACGUGCGACUGGAGGAUUCGCAGGACAUGAUUACCACGACUCAAUUGUCUACAAUCGUCUCAAUAACAACUUUCCACCAAUACGACUGAUAACUCCGGAAAACCAUUCGCCGCCCAAUUACUCCACGGAUUCGGAGUUGCCGCUGAGUGGCGAUCAUAUGCGACGUUUGGAUCAAGCUGCUUAUCCACCGACAGCACCACAACGCCAGGAGCCUUGGGCCCUGGAAAAGGAGAAGGAACGGAAGCGGAGAAGGGUCAAGAGACGGACCGAUAAGUUGGUCAAAUUUGAUCCCAGCAUUGGACCGCGUUCCUCAGACAGCUAUGAUCCCUAAGGUUUACUCACCAUUCUGGACAGGGUCGUUCACUUAUCCACAUAACAUCCCCUCUCAUUGAUGGUUAUAGCCCAUCAAACACAAUAUUUCGAUAAUCUGUAGUAACCGCGUAAAAUUACAAGUUUUUAUAAAAUUGA